Cynara cardunculus var. scolymus (artichoke) is the source of this 1997-nucleotide messenger RNA. RefSeq names its product probable protein S-acyltransferase 23. The record is from RefSeq and is a predicted model, not a curated record. Gene Ontology annotation, molecular function: protein binding; palmitoyltransferase activity. The transcript has 13 exons. Lineage: Eukaryota; Viridiplantae; Streptophyta; Magnoliopsida; Asterales; Asteraceae. Gene Ontology annotation, biological process: protein palmitoylation. Bases 138 to 1802 code for a protein of 554 amino acids. Gene Ontology annotation, cellular component: Golgi membrane.
AAGAAACCCAAAUUCAAGUUUCAAUCUUUAACCACUCCACUCGACAAAGAAGCAAUAUUGAAUCAAAUCCCAUCUCAACAAUAGUCGAUACCGCUCCCAAAUCAAAACCCUAACAUUGUUCUUGAGCUUAGAGAUCAAUGACUUUGUCAGAGAUCGAAAUUGUAUCAGAGUCUUCAAAAGACAACAAGAACAACAAGAACGACACCGCAGCAGCAGGAGGAGGACAAGUUCCGCCAGAAGUGGUGCUGAUCUUUGACGUGUUUGGGGCUUCUGCUUACGGUGAUCUGCAGAAACUGCGGAAGUUCGUUGAAGAAGAUGGCGUUUCUCUCUCUCAACCAGAUGGUAAUGGCUACUACCCCCUUCAAUGGGCAUCUCUCAAUAACUUCGCUGAUGUUGCCCAGUAUAUUAUCGAGCAUGGUGGGGAUGUGCACACAGUUGAUAAUGUGAGGCAGACAGCAUUGCAUUGGGCUGCUGUUCGUGGUUCAGUAGCGGCAGCGGAUGUAUUGUUGCAGAAUGGAGCUCGUGUUGAGGCGGUUGAUGUAAAUGGUUAUCGGGCAGUUCAUGUUGCAGCUCAAUAUGGGCAAACAUCAUUCUUGAAUUUCAUAGUGGCCAAGUAUCAUGCCGAUUUUGAUGUACCAGAUAAUGACGGAAGGACCCCUCUUCAUUGGGCUGCUUAUAAAGGGUUUGCAGAUACAAUUAGAUUACUUCUUUUUUGGGAUGCCUUCCAAGGAAAACAAGAUAAAGAAGGUUGCACCGCUUUGCAUUGGGCAGCGUUGAGAGGAAAUGUGGAGGCUUGUGUUGUACUUCUACAUGCGGGGACAAAACAGGAAUUAACGGUAAAAGAUAGUGCUGGAUUUACUCCUUCACAGAUUGCAGCAGAUAGAGGCCAUCAUCAUGUUGCCUCAAUCCUUUCUAAUGCAAAUCGUGCACGCAACAACUGUUGGAAAGACAAAGCUUGCAUCAACAGAGUUGGGAAUAUAGGUUACGCUCCUAUUCUAUUCUGCAUAGUAUUUAUCAGCAUGAUAGUCUUCAUCAAUUCUGUUCUUUUUGCUUCUAAUCUUCUAAAGGUCACUGCUGUUGUUGGGCUCUGGGGAUGGACUGCUGUUUCUCUUUCGGUUGCUUCACUAUUGAUGUUUGUCCGCUGUAGCAGUAAAGACCCUGGUUAUGUGAAAACAUCGGGAGGUAUAAGAAAUGGUGCCGAUGCCGAGGGUCCUUUGUUGACUAUUGAUCUGACCAACACCUCUCAUUGGACCGGAAAUUGGUCUCAACUCUGUCCUACUUGCAAGAUAAUAAGACCGGUUCGCUCCAAGCAUUGUCCUACAUGCAAACGCUGCGUGGAACAGUUUGACCAUCAUUGCCCAUGGAUCUCCAAUUGUGUGGGAAAGAAGAAUAAAUGGGAUUUUUUUGUAUUCCUAUUAUUGGGAACUUUGACAUCGUUGAUAAGCUCCGUGGUCGCUGUUCACAGAAUGUGGACAUCUAUACCAGCAUUGCAAAGCGAAGAAUCUUGGAUUCAUCAUGUCGUUUUUCAACAUCCGGGUGCUGCUGUCUUUCUUUUUAUCGAUUUCCUGAUCUUGAUUGUUGCUGGAACUUUGAUCUUGAUACAAGGAUACCAGAUUAGUCGAAACAUAACAACAAACGAAUCAGUAAAUGCUACACGAUACGGGUAUCUUCAAGGAGCAGAUGGUAGGUUUCGUAACCCAUAUAACCACGGGUGGGUCAAGAAUUGUUCGGACUUUCUAAUUCGAGGCUAUACAGAUGAUGAUGACAUUGCUUGGCCUCCAUUGCAACAAGUUGCCAGAUAGUAGUAGUUAUCAUGUAUACCCUUUCAAUAAUACCAUACUUCAAAUUUUUUCACAGAAGUUUAUUAGGAGAACAUUAGCUCUUGGAUUUUGUAGAGAAUAGAAUUGUAAAAAAAGAAAGGUUUAAUAGACUUUUGCUCUUGUUGUUUCAUGUGAAUUAUUGCUAUUGGUGCUUAUUAAUGAAAAUAUUAUUAUAUU